AUGACCCGCCAAGAGGAGGACCUGGCCUAUGGCCAGUACCACCAGAACUCCGCGACGCCUUCCUCCACUGACACCGCCCGGGGCUUCGUCAGUGACACCUUCGGCAAGCUGAAGCAGACCUACAAGGCCCAGUCGUCGUCCCAACAGGCAUCCUCCCAGCAGUCCCAACCCGCACGUCCAUCUCCUCUGUUUACGCGGCCCCCCCCCGUUUCAACCCCCGGUACUAACCGACCCGUUACCCAGAACCAAACCUACCAGUCCCAGGGUUCCCCGCACCAGGCCCAGAAGCCCCAGAAGCAGGACAAAUUCUCCGGUCUGUUUGGUAAGCUCGAGGAACUCGGCAAUGAGGUGGCCCAGAAGCUGGGCACCGCCCUCGACCCCCAGGCCUAUGCGCAGUAUGGGCCGGUCAAGCCGCAGUCGGAGAACCGCUUCGGCAGCUUUGCGCCCCCGCGUCAGGGCAAUGAGGUGAAGUGGCAUGUGGAUGGCUGCGCCUACUUCUAUGCUGUGUCGAAGGCGCUGGAGACUGCGAAGGAUUAUAUCUGGAUUCUGGACUGGUGGCUGACGCCAGAACUCUACCUCAGACGCCCCCCCGCGAAGCAUGAGCAGUACCGGCUGGAUCGGAUGCUGCAGGCUGCCGCGCAGCGCGGCGUCCGCGUCAACAUCAUCGUGUACAAGGAGGUCACCCAGGCAUUGACCCUCUCAUCCCACCACACAAAGCACUAUCUGGAGGAGCUCCACCCCAACAUCUCGGUGUUCCGUCACCCCGACCAUCUGCCCGAUCGCCAGGCGGUGGAGGCCUCCAUCGCCACCUCCAUCGAGAACCUGUCCCUGGACGGCGGAAACCUCGCCAAGAUGUCUGAGGACGCGAUCAAGGGCCUCUACGGCAUGCGCGAAGACGUGAUCCUCUACUGGGCCCACCACGAGAAGCUGUGCAUUAUCGACGGACGGGUCGCGUUCAUGGGCGGCCUGGACAUGUGUUUCGGUCGCUGGGACACCAACCAGCACGCGCUGGCCGACGUGCACGGCCAGGACCUGAACGAAAUCGUCUUCCCGGGCCAGGACUACAACAACGCCCGUGUGAGCGACUUCCACGACGUCGCCCACUGGGAGCAGAACCAGCUGGACCGGAAGAAGACCUCCCGCAUGGGUUGGUCGGAUAUCUCGGUGAGUCUGCACGGUCAGGUCGUCGAGGAUCUAAGGCAGCACUUUGUCCAGCGCUGGAACUUCAUCUACGACCUGAAGUACCAGUCCCGCGAGAACUCGAGAUAUAGCAGACUGGCCUUGUACGGUCGCCCGACCUCGUCCAGCAACCAGAAACCCCAACAGGGAUCCCAGCAGGCGCCCCAGCAGGGCAGCCAGGCCCAGGCACCGGCCAUCGCUCCCCAGCCUGGCGCGAACCCCGGUCCUCCCACCCCCAGCUGGCAGCAUGCGGCGUCUCCUCAGACUACGGGCAACACCCAGUCCGCACCGGCUCCCAGCUGGCAGCAACAGGCCGCCCCGCAGUCGAGUAACACCCAGCCUAACACGGCCAGUGCACCCAGCUGGCAGCCGCAGCAGCAGCAGCAGCAGCAGCCCCCGGCUGGCCCGGCCACUCCCACCUGGCAGCAGCAGGCCCCCACCCAGCCCGGUGGCUCCACGCAGUCUCCCCAGACUAGCAGUCCCAGCUGGCAGCAGCAUGUGGCCUCCUCCCAGCCCGCCGGCUACGCAGCCCACUCUCCCCAGGGUGCGAGUCAGGAAGCCCCCAGUCUUUCAAAGCCUGCACCAUACUCUCCCCAAGCUGGCCAGGAAUACACGUACACCGGCAACUCAUUCCCGCCCCCGCCUGCUGGCCCCCCGCCCCAGGGAUCCGCGCAAGCCUAUCCGGCUCAGACUCCGGCUCAGACCGGCCAAGGCCAAGCGCCCUACUACCCGCCUCCGCCGAACCAGGCGACAAAGCCGUUGCAGCACUCUCAGACACGUGGGGUGGAGUCGUCCCACAGCGGGUUCGACGCGGAGAGAGGGCUUGGCCGUCUGCGUGAGAACUUCACGGACUACAGCAAUGUCAUCCGGGGUGGACUGGCAGGCCAGAUCCACCAGUACCAGGACCGGUUUUCUGCCGGCUUGAGUGGCCGUCCGACCAGCCAGCCUCGGGGUAACAUGCACUGCCAGAUUGUGCGCAGUUGCUCACAGUGGAGCAACGGCACCCCGACCGAGCAUUCCGUUAUGGAUGCGUACAUCGCGGUGAUCCGGAACAGCCAACACUUCAUCUACAUCGAGAACCAGUUCUUCAUCACGGCGACUAGCGACGCCCAGAAGCCCGUCCAGAAUAAGAUCGGGGCUGCCAUCGUGGAGCGCAUUCUCCGUGCCGCCCGUGCCGGUGAGAAGUUCAAGAUUGUUGUCGUGAUGCCGUCCGUGCCUUGCUUCGCGGGCGACCUGGAGGACGAGUCCACCCUGGGCACCCGUGCGAUCAUGGAGUUCCAGUACAACUGCAUCAACCGCGGCGGCCACAGCAUCAUGGAGCUGAUUGCCAAGGAAGGGUUCAACCCGAUGGACUACAUCCGGUUCUACAACCUGCGCAACUACGACCGGAUCAAUGUCAGCGGGCCCUUGGCGGCGGCUGAGCAGAGAUCCGGCGUCGACUACGAGGAUGCUCGCAAGCAGCAGGACGUGGCCACCGGAGGCGCUGGCGGGUAUGGCCCCAACGCUCCUCGGGCGGCCUUCGACACCACCGCGCCUUUCCAGCAGUACCAGCAAGCGGCGCAGCAGGUGGGCGGCGGCAAAUCGGCACCAGGCAAGUGGGACAGCGUGAGCUCCUGCUACAUGCUGAACGGCGAGGACAUCCGCAAUGUGCCGUGGGAGGGAGCUCCCGAGGCGGAGAUCGACGCGUUUGUCACGGAGGAGCUUUACAUCCACUCCAAGGUUAUGGUUGCCGACGACCGUAUCGCGGUUAUUGGGUCUGCCAACCUGAACGACCGGUCCCAGCUGGGCACGCACGACUCGGAGAUCGCCAUCAUCGUGGAGGAUUACACGCCGGUGCACUCACGCAUGAACGGACACCCAUGGACAGCCAGCCGGUUCGCCUCGUCGCUCCGACGACAGCUGUUCCGCAAGCACCUGGGUCUGCUGGCCCCGCAGGACCCGGAGCGGCCAGACGGCAACUUCGAGCCGGUCGGGGUUCCGAACGCGUUCGACUUCGAGGCACCAGAGAGCCAGCUGGUGGCGGACCCGCUGGCGGACACGGUGCAGAGCCUGUGGAACACGCGGGCGCACACCAACACCGAGGUCUUCCGCAAGGUGUUCCACUCAGUGCCGGACGACACGGUGCGCGACUGGGCCACGUACAAGGAGUUCUACGGAUACUACUUCCACAACGCGGACAAGCAGGCGUACGGGCAGGACGAGUCCAAGCCGGCGGCGCGGUACGAGUACGGGCACGUGGUGCGGGACGACUUCCCUCCGGGCCCGGAAGGUGUGCGGCAGGUCAAAGAGCUGCUCAGCCAGGUCAAGGGCACGCUGGUCGAGAUGCCGCUGAUGUUCCUCAUCGACGAGGACGUGGCGAAGGAGGGGCUGAAGCUAAACGAGAUCACCGAGCCGAUCUACACCUGA
Aspergillus heteromorphus CBS 117.55 is the source of this 3585-nucleotide messenger RNA. RefSeq names its product putative phospholipase D (PLD) (gene pld2). Lineage: Eukaryota; Fungi; Ascomycota; Eurotiomycetes; Eurotiales; Aspergillaceae. The record is from RefSeq and is a predicted model, not a curated record. Gene Ontology annotation, molecular function: catalytic activity. The transcript is spliced from 4 exons. The coding region runs from base 1 to 3585 and encodes 1194 amino acids. Gene Ontology annotation, biological process: cell motility.